Messenger RNA from Papilio xuthus (Asian swallowtail), 2145 nucleotides. RefSeq names its product probable serine/threonine-protein kinase kinX. The coding region runs from base 121 to 2052 and encodes 643 amino acids. The transcript is spliced from 3 exons. NCBI's taxonomy places the organism in Eukaryota, Metazoa, Arthropoda, Insecta, Lepidoptera, Papilionidae. The record is from RefSeq and is a predicted model, not a curated record.
UAUUAUAAACUGAAUAUCACCGGAUAUCUGAAAGCAAUUUCAGAUUUUGAUACUUUAAUUAAAAAUUACGAACUUGUACGUAAAAUUAAAAAAAAAACUAUCUUUCUUAUCAGAUACAAAAUGAUGGUUAAAAUGGGGCAGAGAACUUUUCGUUUAUAUAAACCAGUCUACCAUAAGUCAUUUAAAGCUGAGCGUAUCAACGCGUUAAGAAAACAGUAUGAUUCUUUCAUCGAAGAAGACAAAAAGCGUAAAGACCGCAAUGAGUAUAUUCUAGAAAGACUUGACAAAAUUCGUACCACCUCUGCCAUCGUACAAGUGCGUAAUACACCAAAGGAUUAUUUUACUACAGGAAACCAAAACCUCGUUUACGAUCGUAAACAUUACAUGUCAAAUAUAUUACCCAUGUAUGAAAAACCACAAUAUUGUUUGAACCCAGUCAACAAUUUUAACUUAACGAUGCCAAUCCAAAAUGAACAAGAGAUUCUCAAAGAAAUUAGUAAAAAAUAUAUUCUUAUUCCAAGAUUCAGGAAUAUAUUGGAAAAUAAUGAUAAUCAUCUUUUAAAAUCUAACAUUGACGAUAAUUCUGAUUGGAGAAAGAAAUACAGUAUCUUAGAAGAAUUAAAGCAAAACGAAAAAGAAGACAAACAGAAAACUAAUUUGAACAUUUGUAAAGACUUUACAACAAUAAAUAUUAAAGACGGAGAAUUGAACUACAACAAAAUUGAAGAACCAAAACUUCAACCUGAACUUCUUUUAUCGGAAUAUAACAAAAAUUCAUCCAAAACACUACAAGAUAAUUCAGGGGAGAUCGCUUAUUUUGAUGAAGUAAAUGAUACUGAAAUCAAUAAAGUUCAAAAGCCAGAAAUCAAAAAAGAUUUUAGUAAUAAUUCUAAAAACAGCAAAGAUUUCAAUAAGCCUAUUUCGAAUAGUCAAACUGAAAAUCUUACACAAAAUACAGAUAGUAAAAUGCAACCCAUGACCUAUGUAACAGCACCGCAAGAAAGUCCAACACGAGAUGACAAUAUUAAUGUUAUUGACGAACUUCCAAAUGAAGGAGAUGUGGUUGAGACAGAUCUUAACAGUAAAGAUUUAACACAGAAGGAAAAAAUGCAAACUGAAUAUGAGAGGGAAUUAAAACCAAAAGAAGAAGAUAUUCCAGUGGAAAAAGUGCAGUAUUCAAAUAUCAAAUCCGAAAGUGAGGAUCUCAAGGAAACUGCACAAUCUGCGAACUAUCAUCAGGAUAAAGGAAAACAUGAAGUAUUUGAAGAAAAUAACAUUAAAUCAAAUAUUGAUUCUGACAUAAAACGCGAUAACAAUAUUUCAAAGGAUUUGAAUUCGGAACAGACAUCGCAACCUCCAGGUGUAGAUGGACCUUUACUGAUAGAAAAUAUUAACUCCACUGUACCAAAUACAGAACAAGAAGAAGCUAACCCAAAGCUAAAUCAAAUAGAGUCACAUGAAGAACAAAAAGCACCCAUAAUAGCUAAUAUUAAUCCUGUUGUACAAAACUUAGAAAACAUUAGUACUGACGCUCAAAUUCACGAAUUUGAGACAGAGCAAAUGGAGAUGUUUCAUUCAGGACCGAAUGUUACCGAGUACGCAUAUGAUCAAACAGGCAAUGUUGUAAAUGAUGGUUAUGUAAAUACUGUCGGUUAUGCACAAGACGAAAACUACGCUUAUUAUGAAGGUACUCAGCAACAACAGCUUUAUUCCACAGAUAUAAAUGAUCAUGAAGAGUCCACUGAGCAGUAUGAUCCUCAUUACGAGGCACAAUAUGCUAAAUAUGAGAAUCAAGAUCAUAUAAUCGACGAACAGUAUGAAAACUACGAAGCCGAAGAGAAUAUCACGCAGCAACAAUUGUACGAUCAAGUUCAAUAUGAAGAACCAGAUUAUAAUGUCAUUCAGGAAGUGGAAAGAGAACUGGACGCUGAACAGAAUUAUAAUAAUAUUGAGCAAUCUAUAGACGACAAUAUUACCAACAUUAUUGACGAAGCCAUAGUACCUGAAGACGAAUCCGAGCCAGUUGCCGAAAAUCCGGUACCAACUAGUUAAAUAUGAUGCAGAGGAUUUUGUUAAAUAUUCUUUGAUUUCCUCUUAUGUUACGAAUCUUCUUAUGUUAUAAAUGGCUUUUGGUUUUUAAACUUA